AUGUCCCAAGUCUACUUUGAUAUUUCCGCCAACGGCAACAAGCUCGGAAGAGUUACCUUCAAGUUGUACAACGAUGUCGUUCCUCAGACCGCUGAGAACUUCAGAGCUUUGUGCACUGGUGAGAAGGGAUUUGGCUACGCCAACUCUGCUUUCCACAGAGUGAUUCCUCAGUUCAUGUUGCAGGGUGGUGACUUCACCAGAGGCAACGGUACCGGUGGUAAGUCCAUCUACGGUGAGAAGUUCAAGGAUGAGAACUUCAUCAAGAAGCACGACAGACCAGGUUUGUUGUCCAUGGCCAACGCUGGUCCAAACACCAACGGUUCCCAGUUCUUCAUCACCACCGUGCCAUGUUCUUGGUUGGACGGCAAGCACGUCGUUUUCGGUGAGGUCACUGACGGUUAUGAUGUUGUCAAGCAGGUUGAGGCUCUUGGUUCCAACUCUGGUGCCACCAAGGCCAGAGUCACCAUUGAUGCCAGCGGUGAGUUGUAA
Sungouiella intermedia is the source of this 489-nucleotide messenger RNA. NCBI's taxonomy places the organism in Eukaryota, Fungi, Ascomycota, Pichiomycetes, Serinales, Metschnikowiaceae. The record is from the annotation of a GenBank genome assembly.